CAACGACAUCAGGUUUUAUAAUUCAAGAGUGUAGUAAGAGUACUGGUACUAGUAAGAGUAGUAUCACUGUAAAAGUCAGACGUCCCAAAGUAUUUAUAUUUUGCUUCUCUUUGUUUUCAAGGUUUUCCAGGAGGUUGAGCAGACCCUGAUAUGAUACCUCCCAUCUUCAUCAAACCUCACAACAGAAGGGGCUUCCGUCCCGCCACCUGCCCCGCACACUCUGUUUAGGGUUUAGAAAGGUCACAUACCAUAUAUGCAGGAAUGUGUUUUCACAGCUAACUGAGGAACAGCUUGGCUUGUGGUAACAAGCUCACUGUUUGAUUGCAUCACAUCCGAGGGAGAGAACGAGAGGGUGGUGUUUUUUUCGUAGUGUGGCCAGUACUUCCACCGAGGACUCUGGGAGAUGAAUCUGAUACUAUUCCUGCUUUUGGCAUUGACAGCUAGCCGGACUGGACUUGUUCAGUGUGAAGAAGAGAAAGAAGAGGAGGAUAUAGUCAAUGUAGUAACUUCACAACCAGGAGUUGAAGACCCAGAGAAUAAUGGGGAUGCAGCUGGAUCUGGAGAUGGGAGCAACCAGGGUUCAGGAAAUCAUCCUUUACUUAAAUCUUAUGCAAUUGCGUCUAUGGAUUUAGGCUCCACACCAAACAGUGGCUCUGUUGAUAAUGAGGAAUCAGGGCCGACAAUUGGGACAGAUACAGAUGCAGUCAAAGAUGAUCUCACCUUGGUCAUCAUGAUCAUCAUACCCCUGGUUCUCACACUCGUCAUCGUCGCUGUGAUCGUGUGUGUAGUCAUGAUCUACCGCAGGGGGAGAAUAAAAGUUGCUGGCACAAAAGAAGAUCCUUAUUUGGAUCAUGAAGACCAUGAAAAGGUUCCAAUGCCCAUGUUUGAGGAUGAUAUCCCAUCAGUGAUGGAGUUGGAAAUGGAAGAUCUAGAAAACUGGAUAUCAAAAGAUGGAGGCAAGAAGGUGGACAUUGGCCAAAUAUAAUGAAUAGCUUUUCAGUACCUGCUGUGGACCUGAUGCUGUUUUCAGCAGCGUCCUCAUGUGUCCUCUUAUCCAAUGUUGCACAGUGUACUUGUUGAGGUAUAGUUAGGUGCAUUUAGUUCCUUAUAAGGGAAAUGCUUUUACAUUAUGUUUCAUAACGCUAUAACUUUAUGCUAAAAACAUAUUUGUAAAAUAGUAAAGAUUGCUGUGUGAAGAACAUUGCCAUUUGGAUAAAAAAAAAACCCUAGUGUUGUCAAAUUGAUUAAUCACAUCUAUCAAAAGUUUGUAAUUGAUUUGACAGCACAAAAAAAGAGAAAAAAAAACAAAAGAAAAAACAAAAAACAAAAAUGUUUUUCUGUCUGUUGCACUGAACGGGAUACAACAAUUCUACUGGAAUCUGACAUGAUCCUCUGUGUCAUUUUGAUAUUGAUAUUUUCACCACUUUUUGAUGGAGUACAACAAGAUUAUAAACAAUUUUGUUUCUUUAUCAUGUAAUAAUGAUUUUGCCAUCAAAUUUUAAAUAUUAAGAUGUAUUUCAUGAUUCCAUUUAAAUUAUAAGAUGUUAACCUUUUAACCUUUGUAAAUUUUAUUACAUUUGUUGCAUUCUUUUUUUACAUUUUGCUGUAUUGCAAGUGUGUGUUUACAAUUUAUAUAUUUCCAUAUACAUCACUAAUUCUCGAGAAAACACCAACACAUUUCAUGCUAUGUUUUUAUAUAUAUAUAUAUAUAUUAAAAGAGGAACUUCUGUUAUCA
Megalobrama amblycephala (Wuchang bream) is the source of this 1735-nucleotide messenger RNA. RefSeq names its product transmembrane protein 154 (gene tmem154). The record is from RefSeq and is a predicted model, not a curated record. Lineage: Eukaryota; Metazoa; Chordata; Actinopteri; Cypriniformes; Xenocyprididae. Bases 404 to 985 code for a protein of 193 amino acids. The transcript is spliced from 12 exons.